AUGUCGUUACCUCCCCCCUCUGAGAGAGCAGAAUACCUGAUCAAGUCGCUGGAGGAUCACGGUCAAGGCGACUACAUCGGCGAAUCAAUCAACCAACUAGAGCACUGCCUUCAAGCAGCACACCAGGCGCAGAAGUCAGGGGCACGAUCCGAACUUAUCCUGGCCGCUCUCCUGCAUGACAUCGGACAGAUAAUCCCACUGGCCGCAACGAAGGAGGCCCGCAUGACAUUAAAGGACAGCAGCGCCGAGAAUGUGGGACGAAUUGGUCAUGAAUCAAUUGGCGCCGAAUUUCUGAGAUCGCUCGGGUUUGGCGAGAAUGUUUGUCGGCUGGUCGGGAGUCAUGUUGACGCGAAGCGAUACCUUACAGCGGUGAGCGGCGACUACAUGGACACACUCUCGUCAGCAUCGAAAAAGUCAUUACAGUUCCAGGGUGGUCCGUUUAGAGGAGAGGAACUCGAGCGGUUCAGAAAUGACCCAUUAAGGGACGAGAUGGUGGCGUUGAGACUCUGGGAUGAUGCCGCAAAGGUGCCUGAUAUCAAGGAAACGACACCAAGAGCUAGGGAGUAUUUGAGCCUGGUAGUAGACCAUCUGGAGAAGCAAGAAGGCGUGGAGGUGUAG
Molecule: messenger RNA, 618 nt
Organism: Aspergillus puulaauensis
Lineage: Eukaryota; Fungi; Ascomycota; Eurotiomycetes; Eurotiales; Aspergillaceae
Product: HD domain-containing protein
Exons: 3
Coding region: 1-618 (205 amino acids)
Source: RefSeq, a predicted model, not a curated record